AUGUUGAAGCAAGUUAUUUUUACUUUAUCCGCCAGCAGCGUCCUGGCCUGGGCAGAGAAAUUCUCUCUUCCCCUUGAUCCCAAAGACUUUGGCGGUGACUCGAUAAUUUCCAUGCAAGGUGACAAAGUUGUCCUGAUCCUGGGCCCCUCUGUUGUCUCCCCGGAAGUGAUUGAAAACAUGAAGACGACUUUCAGUCCAGUGUUGAGUAACUACGAGGAAAUACCAGACUUUGUGAACUUUGAUGAACAGAAUGCAAUUGCGGCUUCCAUGUAUGAACAAGAUGCCUACCAACCGGAGAUGGCCAUUGCCGGUCCAGAGUCUGUGGACAAGCAGGAACAUGUCCUAGUCCCUAUUCAAAAUGUUGAACCUGUCAUACUGGACCAUGAGGGUAAGGACAAGGACAAGGAAGAGGACGAAGACGACGAGGAUUAUGAGAAGAAGCCCUGUGAUAAGGAGAAGGGCUGCCCCAAGGAGAACGACAAGGAAAAAACCUGGGAAGUGACCGAGACAAAAUCUUGUACCACCACUAAGACGGAAAAGAAGGAGAAGACCACGACGAGUACCAUUUACACAAAACCAACCAAGAGUAAGGUUUCCCUCACGACGAAGGCCGUCAAGUACCCUCUCACCUACGUGGAGGGGAACACUACUACUGUUCGCAACACCACAGCAGUGGUCACGGAAGUGAACGGCUCGUCGUUCACCUCCCCUAUGAAUUGUCUACUGGCAAUCGUCUUGGGGGCCAUUACAUCGUUCAUCCUGGCGUAG
This is a messenger RNA of Huiozyma naganishii CBS 8797, 768 nucleotides long. RefSeq names its product Spo19p (gene SPO19). The transcript has a single exon. Lineage: Eukaryota; Fungi; Ascomycota; Saccharomycetes; Saccharomycetales; Saccharomycetaceae. The coding region runs from base 1 to 768 and encodes 255 amino acids. The record is from RefSeq and is a predicted model, not a curated record.